Messenger RNA from Sphenostylis stenocarpa, 291 nucleotides. NCBI's taxonomy places the organism in Eukaryota, Viridiplantae, Streptophyta, Magnoliopsida, Fabales, Fabaceae. The record is from the annotation of a GenBank genome assembly.
AUGAGCACUGACUCAACAACAGUAAGGGACCAAUUUUUCAACUUGGUGUAUUUUGCAAUCUAUUCAUCAGCAAGUGAUAGUAGCGCAGCAAUUGGUGGCUUAUUUUGGCAACUUCUAGCAGAAGGAAUGGAUUCUUUUAGAGAUGGCUAUGAAGUGCCCUUAGAUGAUACUUGCUCAACUGCUACUUUGAUUGCUCAAGAGUCUCAAAAGCUAAACAGAAUCAGGAUGAAGAAAUCCUUCAGAGUUAAGAAUUCCAAGCAGUGGAAUAAAGCUAGGGAAGUUAAAGACUGA